This is a messenger RNA of Yamadazyma jaroonii, 480 nucleotides long. NCBI's taxonomy places the organism in Eukaryota, Fungi, Ascomycota, Pichiomycetes, Serinales, Debaryomycetaceae. The record is from the annotation of a GenBank genome assembly.
AUGUAUACUUUGGGUUUUGUGAAGUGUGAUGACACUGUUUUGUUAUUGAAUAGACAAAAGGCUCCUCACAUGGGUAAAUGGAAUGGUGUUGGUGGGAAGAUUGACCCCGAAGAAACUCCCAUGGAAUGCAUAGUAAGAGAAACUAUAGAGGAAACUGGUUUAACAAUCGAUAAUUACGCGUGUAGAGGACGUUUGAGAUGGUUCCGUGACGGAAACGAUCUUGGAUUUGUUUGGUUAUUCACAGGAUCCAUGUCAGCCAAAGAGAUAAAGGAGAGCUAUCCGCAGGGUACCAGAGAAGGAAUUUUGGAUUGGAAGAAGAUGGACUGGAUCAUACACAAAGACAAUGUAGGAAUUGUUGACAACAUUAAGUUGUUAUGGCAACACAUGUGGAAUGGUAAAAAAGAAGACAUCUAUAUAGCUGAAUAUUCCGGAAAUGAUCUCGUGAAAGUAUACAAAGAUGAGAGCGAGACAACAAGAUAG